Molecule: messenger RNA, 1218 nt
Organism: Sclerotinia borealis F-4128
Lineage: Eukaryota; Fungi; Ascomycota; Leotiomycetes; Helotiales; Sclerotiniaceae
Source: the annotation of a GenBank genome assembly
AUGACUUCCGUAUCUCCCGACAAUUCCGAUUAUAACAGUAAAUCAGACAGAGGUGAUUAUGCCAGUGGGCAAUCGGAGGGAGGAAAAUCUCCUCUUUCAAUGAGUUUGGGUUUCCUUAAGACCCUCACAGAGAAGAAGUCUACGCGGGGUAUGAUUAUGAAGAUAGAUGACGAUACCAUCAAACCAGGACUAAAUUUUAGAACAGUUGAUGGGCAGAUACCGAAAAGAAGAGGUCCAAAGCCCGAUAGUAAACCUGCUUUGACCAGAAGACAAGAAUUGAAUAGACAAGCUCAGAGAACCCACCGAGAGCGCAAAGAGUUAUACAUCAAAGCCUUGGAGCAAGAAGUAUUACGACUGAAGGAUAAUUUCAGCAACGUUACCCAAAGCAAACAAUCCCUCGCCGAAGAAAAUCGACAAUUAAAGGAACUUCUCGCACAACAUGGUAUACCGUGGACUGGCAAUGGAGGAGUUGAUGAAUUUACCAAUAAUCCGAGUUUUGGAUAUAAAUCGAGUGAUAGUCAGGCCGGCAGUUAUGCAGCAGGUUCAUCAACAUUUAGUCCUCCAUCUCUCAGUCACUCAUCGAACUCCAACCCAAGCAGUACGCAUUACGAUAGUGGAUCACCUCAAGCUCGAGGAGCGACAGGAGGUUACAACGGGAGUGGCCGCAGCAUGGCGUCACAACAAGUUCAAGGUGUGGAUUAUUAUCAAGCAGGUAUUGACUUUGUUUUAACACUCGAGAAACCCUGCAUGGAACAUAUGCAAUUCCUAGUCGAACGAUCGAGCAACGUUGAUGGUGAGUUUUUUUCGGGCCAUGCCUUGAUGGCUAGUUGUCCGCCAGAGUCGGAUAUGGAUUCGCAUCCAGAUAUUCCCUUUGGGCACUGUAUGCCACUCAGUCAUUCCCAAGAAAUGGAUGGAACGGAUGGGGGACCUCCCAAACAAAAGACGUGGGACUUGAGUAAAGGCGAUCUAGCAAAUCUACUAGAUUUGAGCAAGAGGUUAGAUUUGAAUGGGGAGAUCACGCCAGUUAUGGCUUGGGGCAUGGUGAUGGGUCAUCCACGAUUCUCGGAGUUAAAGGAGGUCGAUUUCACGAGUAUGCGUGAGGAAUUGUUGCCAAAAGUUAGGUGUUUUGGUUUCGGGGCUGCACUUGAGGAAUUUGAAGUACGGGAUGCUUUGGAGGCAAGGUUUGGAACUGAGCAAAUACAUCUUUCUUCGAUGUAA